AUGGCACCCAUCCGCGUUGGCCUCAUUGGGCUUUCAACAUCUCAUUUUCCCGAACCAGGCUGCUGGGCCGCGUUCGUUCAUCUCCCUAGCAUCCUAAACUCGCCGGACUACAAGCUAGUUGCAAUCGCAAACUCGACUGUCCAGUCUGCACGCAAUUCGAUCGCAGCUCAUGGUCUGCCGUCGACGACCAAGGCAUACGGAAGCCCGGAAGAUUUGGCCAAUGAGCCGGAAGUCGACCUCGUCGUUGUUUCUGUGCGGGUCGGGAAGCACUUUGAGCUUACGCAACCCGCUAUUCUCUCCAAAAAGAGUGUAUUUGUCGAGUGGCCGCUUGGCGCUUCCCUGGCUGAGGCCCAACAGCUGACGGAGCUGGCCCAGGCCAAUGGCGUCAAGACCAUGGUGGGCUUACAAACCCGAGGGAGCAGACUCGUGCUGAAACUGAAAGAAGCCAUCUUGAAUGGCAAGAUUGGUAAAGUUAUCAGCUCGUCUGUUCUUGCAUCGUCGAGUGUCGCUCCCACAGCCAUAUGCCCGCAGGGCCUUGAGUAUUACCUUGAUAUGAAAAGUGCUGGCAAUGAAUUUUACAUGUACUUUGGGCACUUUCUGGACUCAUUUGUUGAUAUUCUUGGGGACUUUGUGAAGCUGCAGUCUAUUUUGAAGACAAACUUCUCCACCGUCCCGAUCGUUGGACCCGACGGCAACGCUGUAGACCCGGUACACAUCAAGACUUCUCCUGAUCACAUCUUCAUACAAGGUGUUCUGGAAGGCGGAGCAGUCGCGUCUAUCGCGUUCCGCAAACCCCAAUCUGCCAUCGACAACACCGGUUUCCGUUGGUUGAUUACAGGCACUGAAGGGGAGAUUGUGGUGACUGCACCCGAAGAACACUGGCAAAUGAUCCACAGUGAUAUGAGAAUGAAGAUCAAACUUGGCAAGGCUGAAGAAGUUGAGGAUGUGGAUCUGAGCGGUCAAGGGCUGGACGUGGCAGCCGAGAUUCCCGAACAAGGAGCCAAUAUUGCGCUGAUCUAUGAUGCGUACGCGAAAGGCGACACCAGUCGCUACGCAACUUUUGAGUCUGCAACCAAGACACAUCGGCUGUUGGAAGAAAUUGUCCGAGAGGCAAACUUUUAG
Molecule: messenger RNA, 1122 nt
Organism: Ilyonectria robusta
Lineage: Eukaryota; Fungi; Ascomycota; Sordariomycetes; Hypocreales; Nectriaceae
Product: putative oxidoreductase
Exons: 2
Coding region: 1-1122 (373 amino acids)
Molecular function (GO): nucleotide binding
Source: RefSeq, a predicted model, not a curated record